Paramormyrops kingsleyae is the source of this 584-nucleotide messenger RNA. Lineage: Eukaryota; Metazoa; Chordata; Actinopteri; Osteoglossiformes; Mormyridae. The record is from RefSeq and is a predicted model, not a curated record.
AAUCCAACAGACAACAUUAAAAUACAAUGGAAAAACAAUGAAACUGAGCCAAGUAUCAUCACCUCAGAACUGAUUUUCACACGUGUGUCCAUGGGAGAUGCUGGUCUGUACAGAAAAUGUUAACCAGUGUGCUGUGGAGAUUCUGAAACGAUGGAACACGGUGAUAUUGGCUGUGGAAAAGUCCGCAGUGACACUGAACUGUCCAGUGAAGCACUGUGGAGGGACACCAACACUUACAUGGUGUAAAAUGAAAACCACGCUCUACUGCAUGACUGUCACAGAGACAGACAAGAUUAAAAUAGAAUGGAAAAGAGACAAAACAGAUCCAGACAUCAGCACCUCACGGCUGGUUUUUAAACAUAUAUCCAUGGAAGAUGCUGGUCUGUACAGGUGUGAUGUUUCUGGAAGUGCGCCCCCUGUCGGCCAUUGCAUUAACAUCACUGUUACAGUGCUGCCUGCAUACGGCCCACGGAGUGAGCUUGUCGCUGUGCUGGAUUCACAGCUUCAUACUCCAACCAGACUGAAGCAGAAUCAACUUCAUUCAUCAGUUUUGCAUUUGGCUACAGUCAGUGUCACUACUGGUA